Messenger RNA from Dendroctonus ponderosae (mountain pine beetle), 3291 nucleotides. It is a transcript of the gene Trc8, whose product is annotated as protein TRC8 homolog. Gene Ontology annotation, molecular function: ubiquitin protein ligase activity. The coding region runs from base 119 to 2062 and encodes 647 amino acids. Gene Ontology annotation, biological process: ERAD pathway. The transcript is spliced from 2 exons. The record is from RefSeq and is a predicted model, not a curated record. Gene Ontology annotation, cellular component: endoplasmic reticulum; endomembrane system. Lineage: Eukaryota; Metazoa; Arthropoda; Insecta; Coleoptera; Curculionidae.
GACAUUGACUUUGACAAACGUUUUCCAGAUAUGACGUUUGUUUAAUAAUUUCCAACUAAAAAUCCCAUCAUUCGCAAUUUAAAGUCUUUGAAACCCAAAUAAACACACUUGCAAUGAAAUGUCGUUGCGAGGAAAAGUCCUAGGAUUAGUUGAGGUGCUGUUGCGGGUGCCGCCAAUAUUCGUGCUCGAUGAGAUCUUCAAAUUGGGCACCGAAUUCAUCUACGGAGAAAUAACCCCUAACGAAUUCGAUAGUUUUGGGGGCCAAUACGACCAUCGGGAGAAUGCCAACGAAACGGCUUUUUUACUCUUUGAUCCCACCAUGUCGAAAUUCAUCUUUAGAACGGUGGUCAACGUGGUGGUUGGUGCUAUAGUAUGUUUAUCAGCAAUGUGCAUGUUUGUGCUAGAGACGAAGCACUUGAUGGUCGUCUACCUGUACCUCACCUCUAUAGGAGUGGUGAUUACGUCGGUUUUUGCCAACUUGCGAACCGUAAGGACUGUACUGAUGGACGAGAGCCACUUGAACGGGACGCUGUCGCCGCUGCAAAUGUUCCACGACUUCGACCUGAAACAGCUACUGAACGAGCGAGGUUCGAUGUUUCAGGUGACGGAGAACUACGUUAUCCAAACGAUCCUGGCCUUUGUCUUCAUCAACAUACACUUGGGGCCUCGAUAUACCGCUCUACAGCGGCUGCUGCCCGUUUCCUUCCUCUUGCCGUCGCUGCUAGUGGUUUUGCCCGUUCCUGACACUUUCCUAAGGUACAGCCCCAUAGUUUCCGCUUUGUUGCCCAUUGCAAUGGUAAAGUUCGUGCUGUGGUCGUCCUUUAUGGCCAUUGCAUUGUCUCUUGGUACCGGCUACGUUAAAGCCAAGACGUUUAUUUCAAACUUUGGAGUCUCCGCUCUAGUGGAAAGCGAGUGGCUGAGACUGAACGUGCCCGAAGUCCUGCGAACUUUCUGGAUAUUGCGAACGGUUGAGCAUGCGGGCUGCUUUAUUUUGUCGGAUGAUUGGGACUUGGACGAUGUGCACUCUGUUUAUUUUCGACUUUUGAAGUAUCUUCUGGUGUCUGGGUGCGACACUUUGACUGCCGUUUUGGGCUUGACCAGUGUGGUCUCCUACAUAUGCAACUACAUUGGGAAGUUCUUCCAAUGGAUCUUGUUGACCGAAGAUGAGAACGACAAGAACUUCGGAACAGUGUCGGCGAUUGUGUUUUAUAUUUUGGCGCUUCAAACCGGCUUAACUAGCUUGGAGCCGGAGGUGCGCUUCAUUCGGCUCUGUCGCAACUUCUGCCUGCUGUUCACUGCGCUUCUCCACUUCACGCAUAACAUCGUUAAUCCUCUGCUGAUGAGCCUGAGCGCAUCGCAUAACCCAUCCUUGCGACGGCAUGGCCAUGCCCUGGUAGUAUGCGCUGUUCUGGUGUUUCUAUCUUUUACCUUAAUGUACUUAUUGUGGACCACUCAAGAAACCUCUACAUGGCUUUUGGCCGUGACAGCCUUCAGCAUUGAGGUGAUCGUAAAAGUGAUGGUGUCGCUUGCAAUCUACUCCUUGUUCUUAUACGACGCCCGACGGGAGACCUUUUGGGAGAAACUCGACGAUUAUAUCUACUACAUCAGGUCAUUCGGAAACACCAUCGAAUUUUGCUUCGGCAUUUUCCUGUUCUUUAACGGCGCCUGGAUUUUGCUUUUCGAGAGCGGCAGCGCCAUUCGCGCCAUCAUGAUGUGCAUCCAUGCCUACUUCAACAUCUGGUGCGACGCCAAAGCUGGCUGGUCCGUUUUCAUGAAGCGCCGAUCUGCAGUCAAUAAAAUCGAUAGCUUGCCUGAAGCCGAUAGCACUCAGCUCCAGUCACUAGACGAUGUGUGCUCGAUCUGCUACCAGGAGAUGUUCAGCGCUAAAAUCACCAAAUGUAAACAUUUCUUUCACGGCGUGUGUCUCAGGAAGUGGCUCUAUGUGCAGGACAGGUGUCCGCUUUGCCACAAGAUUUUGCAUCUGAACGACGAGAGCAAGAGUCCGCCGCCGCAGGAUCCCCCUUUACCGGACCCUUUGGUGGAAGAGGAGUACAACAGGUGAUAAGACGUAAAGUGAUUUGGGGUAGAGUCUAAGCGGAAUCUGGGAGUGUUAACACAUGAAAUUGACUUUGAAAAAUCUGCCCGAGUGGAAUGAGCGUUUCCUGUUCAACUGCUAAUUGCGCAAGGGAAGUUCACUUCAAUUUGGAUCAUUGACUUCUGCCUUGCCUCUCUUAUUAUGGGUUGUUAUUGCUCAAUCGCUGUUCUGGACUGUUCUGUAAAUAUUUGACUUUAUGUUCGAGCAACUAGAGAGUUUUGCAUGCAAACUAAUCACAGGUUUAUAAGCUGGGAAUUUGUCCCAUCGGGGACUGCUUAGAUAAUAUAGAGUUGUGGUCAAUUAGUGCCGUGAUGAUAAUCAGUAAUCAGUUAGGUUUGUGGUCAAUAGACGGUGGCAAAAAUAAAACACCAUUUUUUCAUGGGCCCCCGAAUGAUUUCUCUGUCCAAGUUUCAAACACUCUAUAUUAUCAGUAAUUAUUUAGGUAUGUGGGGUUUUCGGUCAAUAUAGUGUUUUAUUUUUGCCACCUUUGACCGAAAAACCCACAAACCUAAAUAAUUACUGAUAAUAUAGAGUGUUUGACCAUUGGAYCCUUCGGGUUGUCUGCAAUAUGCACAACCUGAGUUCAUAGUUCGAUCAGUCCAUCUAGUCGUGUUCAACAAUGAAUCCAAACCAAACCAAACUAAAUAUSAAAUGCUUCMUUAUGCUGCAUCAAAUGAAAAAUGACUCAAAAACUGGUUUUUGGUGUGAACAAAUUCUUAUUUUCCUGCCCGAUAAGAUAAAUCACCAGCUCAAGCAAUGGGUUUUUGGUGCCCACUUGGUUUAGCACAGCAAAUAUGUGUUUUUCAAAGUCAAUGUAUGGUCACUAUUAUAGGGGUUAAUAACGUAUAGUGCAACUAAAAUUGAAGUAAUCAGACGAUACUAAGGAGUGAUUUUAGUCUAGUUGUUAGUAGCUAUGUGAGUAAUUGGCUGGCGAAGCCCUUUGUACACCUCAACAUAGCGCCCUCUUUAUUUUUAUACCCAUUUAGAUAUUUAUUUUCGUUUGUUAACUGCCCUGAGUAUCGCCGGGUUAUUCGCUGUAAAUAUAAGAAGAUUGUACAAACAUUGACGAGUUUGAAGUUUAGCUAUUUAUUCCGACUUUGCCUUUCUCUGAUCAACCCCGGCCUUGUUCCAUGACUUAGAGCCGUAGUUGCGCUUGUAUUUCUUGUCUGAUUGAGAAAUACAUUCUACCACAUUAA